Molecule: messenger RNA, 2718 nt
Organism: Brassica napus (rape)
Lineage: Eukaryota; Viridiplantae; Streptophyta; Magnoliopsida; Brassicales; Brassicaceae
Product: transcriptional regulator SUPERMAN-like
Exons: 1
Coding region: 470-1093 (207 amino acids)
Source: RefSeq, a predicted model, not a curated record
AAUAAGUCUCAUAAAGAUGGUUUGUUUUAUGAUAAAAAUUUAUCGGUUAUUAACUUGUGUCAUUAAUUUAGAUGUAAUUAAUUAACUUGUGUCAUCUCCAUAAAUCGAAUCAUUGGAGAAACUCGCUUAAGAUAUAUAUCUCUCCUCCACAUAAAUAAGUUGUUUUCGCUCUUAAUUUUCAUUUUAUUAUAUUUCUUGAUGGGGCUUUGAUAAUGCGUCCAAGAAUCAGUCUCUUUCACAGUCUUAACACCAAAGAGCCCCGAACCCUAUCAUUAUACAGAUUUAUAUCUCUUUCUUUGACAUUUCUCUCUCUAACAUUCAGACAGACAUAGAUCUUAGAUUUUUUCCCUGGGGAAAAAGUGAGUUCAUCUUUUCAGAUCUUACACUUACUUUGAUUUCAUAAACUGAUGUACCACAAAUCAUUGCUAGUACUCUCUUAACUGGCUUCGUAAUUUGUGAUCUAAGCAAUAUGCCAGAAAGGAAGAGCUCGCAUAUGGAGAGAUCAAACAACAUAGAGUGGAGAAACAACUUCUAUGGCCGUUCAAGAACUUCACCAUGGAGCUAUGGAGAUUAUGAUAAUUACCAACAGGAUCAUGAGUAUCUUCUAGGGUUUCCAUGGCCACCAAGAUCCUAUACAUGCAGCUUCUGCAAAAGGGAAUUAAGAUCGGCUCAAGCACUUGGUGGCCACAUGAAUGUUCACAGAAGAGAGAGAGCCAGACUCAGAUUACAACAGUCUUCAUCAUCAUCUUCAACACCUUCUCCUCCUUACCCUAAUCCUAAUUACUCUUACCCUGCCAUGGCUACGUCUCAUCCUCUAACCCUAUUCCCAGCCCUUUCUCCUCCUUCCUCACCUGGUUUUGGACCAUGUUUGACCCGUUCCUUGAGCCCCAAGUCUAAACAUCUACCAGAAAACGCUUGUGAGACUAUGAAACCACCUCUUGUAGUCAAGGCUGAGGAAGCUAAAAGGUUGUGCAAGAACGAUGCUCACAAGUUCUUGAAGAAUGGUGAAAUCAUCAGUUUGAACCUCGAGAUUGGUGUGAUCAACGAGUCAGAGCAAGAUCUAGAUCUGGAGCUCCGUUUGGGUUUUGCUUAGGUGGUAAAUCUUUAUAUAUAUCAUUCUAAGCUCACACUAGAUCAUUCUAGAUGCUACUUUUAUAAAGUUAACUAUUUCCAACAUAAACUCUCUAAGCGUUUUAAUUAGUAUAACUUUUCAUAUAUAUUUUAUAGUAUAUUUAAGCUAGAUGUCUUAUAGGUAUGUGCUUAAAUACUACUGUUUUAUAUAUGAAUACAGUAUAAGAUAUAAAAUUGCGUUAGAUGUAUGUUUUAUAAUUAUGUUUUUAUAUACCUACUGUUUUAUAUAGGACAAUGGAUACAAUAGACGUCGUUCGAACUAACAAAUCUAAUCUAUCGUUUAGGUACUAGUUACUCGACAUGGGCUAGUGUCGUUAGUUUUGUGGAACAUAUAUUAACUAUAAUUGUACAUAUGGUUUGUAGUGCUCCUUUGUUAUUAGGGUCUGUAUAGACACUAUUUCAAAGUAAUAGACUAUCAUUUAUCAGAACUCGAUGUGUUAUUUGAUGCUUAUGAAAUUUCACAUGUGACACUAACAAAUAGUGGGGUUUUGCCAUUGUGAAAAUAUUAAAUUUUAGUUACAUAUCAAAAUGUAUAUUCAGAUUGAAUAUAUAAUUUACUACGUAACAAUUAUUAUAAGUAAUUUGUAAAACAAAUAUUUUUAAAAAAAUAUUGGUCACUGAGAUAUAUUAGAUAUUAUAAAAAAAAUUCAAGUUCACAUAAAGUAAUGAUCUUUUCCGCAAAUUAAAGGGAUUUAUUAAUUAAUGCACCCCUAUAUGACUUUUGUCAACCCCCCCUAUAUCUAUAUCGAUGUUAGUUACAAUUUCACACUUACGGUAAUACAAAAAUAUUGGUCACUGAGAUAUAUUAGACAUUAUAAAUAAUUUGUUAAUAUGUGUUCAAACUCAAAAACAUCAAAAAUUAUGAACGGAUAAAGUACCCUCUUUUUGGCCGAAAUUCGGUUGAUUCUUUUUUUUUUUUGGGAGGGGGGGGACGGGAGAUGAUUUUUUUUUUUUUUUUGUAAACAAGGCUUUCAUUAAUAAAACUGAAAAAAAAAAGUUUACAGACAUCAGAGACAAGGUUAAUAGGGCCCAGUCCAGUUAUACAUCCCAAUUAAAAAGAACCAUAAUUGAAACCCCAAAAUGAAAGUUAGAAGCCCAUAUGAGUAGAGGGAUGAAACCCAGUUGAAAGUCAAUUUGAGGGAGAGGGUGCUUUCUUAAGAACUUAGGAAGAAGAACGACGACGACCGUUCCAAAACCAAUCAAUUUGAGUGAGAAAACCAUAAGGUAGAGGCAGUUGAACGACGACGACGACGGGGGGUGACUUUUGCAAGAAGCUUUUUCCUUAAAUCUUUCAUAGCUAAUAAGGUAGAGGCAGUUGAAGGUCGAACCCUAGCAAGGAGAUAUGGAAAAAUGCAAAUAUGUCAAUAAUUCUACCUUGAAACAACUGAGUUGCAUGAAAACUUAAAAUAUCGAACGUCAUAAGUUUUGUUGAUCACAUCCUCAAGCGACCUCAUUGGAACUAACACAUCUAAUCUAUCGUUUAGGUAAUUGUUACCCGACAUGGGCUAGUGUUGUUAAUUUUGUGAAACAUACAUUUAUAACUAGAUUUUGAACCGCAACGUGUGGAUAUUUUUAAUUUUAUAAAUG